AGAGUGCAGCAAAGUCACUGUUAGUGUUUGACACAAGAACUCGUUGGAGAGACUGGCUGUCCACCACUGCAGUAGGCCUACUGGACUUGGUCGUGUUACCACAGAGAGAGGAGGGAAAAACAGACUCUAACUCCUACACAGGGGGCACCCACAUUCAGCCUGUGAUGUUACUGACGCACGGUUGAUUCUGAACACGAGGAGGAAGGAGUGCUGGGACGGGGGCUGUUGAUGUCUGGCUGAAGCAGACUCGCACACCGCUGCCUACUCAGUUGGCUGGAUUUAGUGCUUUGGAAGGAGAGCAGUAAUGAGAUUGUCUCUGAGAGAGUAAGAUGAGCUGGGUGAACCUGCAAAAACUGAGUGAUCUCUGACGGAAGACAACAGGCAACACUGCUGACUGUGGAGACAUUUUCUUCCUUGCUGGCAUCACUGAAUGGAGAGGACAAGAGUGGAGAUAUUCAUGCCUGAUGAUCUGAUGGAAUACAUUGCUCCUAACCAAAUGUGAGGUUAUUAAGGGCGACUGAAGCAGGCAAAAUUCCAUCAGGAUUCUAAAAUGUCUAACAAGACAUUCAACAUGUCCACUGACCACGUUGAGAGCACUGUUCCUAUGCCUCAUGGAGGCCUGCUGCCGGGCCACUCUCCUGAGAGUCAUUACUCAUCCAUGUCCCCGUCACCUGACUCCGACAGUAGUAUUUCCAACUUGAGUGACAGAGAAGCCAGCAGCUCCCCCGACAUCAACAUGCUGGAGUGCUGCCUCAGUGAAGGAUCCCCUGUGGAUAACCCCUGCAACACCACCUUACCACAGGGUGAUGUGUUCUGUGGUGUAAACACAAACCUGAACCAGACUUUUAUUGCCACACCCGUUAAUGGCAGCUUGAAUUUCUGGAAUAAAAACUUGAGUGCGAUGAGCAACCAAGAGACAGGAGCCGAGAUGUACCAGACUUUUAGUAAAAUUGCAGAAGAUGGAAGUAACACUGCAGUGACGUCCCCAGACUCUGCUGGGAGGGAAAGCCACCUGGGUUCAUGUGAGACUUCCCGUAGAGGUUCCACUGAGAAUGACUGCUGCUCCCUGAGCUCUGGGGAAAUGGUGAUAAGGAGAAACAGUUUUUGUCUGGAAGAACAGUCACUCUUAGUAGUCUCCUCCCUGGAGGAGUCAUCGGUCUCUCCAGCUGCUGGCCAUCCAGCACUGCCUGCUGAAUCUAACUUUCUGUCAACCACCCUGCCAGAUGUCUGUGAAAAAUCUACAGAAAGAGCCAUGGAGGAAAACAUGGGCCAUCCAUGUCUUAGUAUGACUUUCACUCAGCCAGACAACUUGGAGCUCCCCAACGAGGAGAAUGACAGGGCAACAUGCGACUCUCUUGUAGCUCUUCCAAGUGGGAAUGAAGGAGGUCUUCUGAUGACCUUUGUCUGUGAAACAUCUUCUGGAGACAGUGGAAAGGAGGCUCAGUUUGCUAGUGUUGAAGCAGAGCUGUUGGCCCAUUUCCCUGGAGCAAUUACACCAGAACAAGGGAAGACUUUUGUUUCCACACUGUCAGCUAUGCAAGAAGCUGACAAGGAUAUUCAUACUUCCACUCCAGUGCAAAACACUGGGAACAAGAUACCCAGCCUUCCCUCCUUUUCAGUGUCUCCCUGCACUGGAAAUGCAAGCAGCCCAGGACUCCAUCCUGUUAAAUGCCAGCCAGUCCCCGUGACUCCUAAACGUUUGGUUGCAGGGCAGCCACCUUUAGCUGGCAAAGUCAAGAAAAUGGAAAUCAAGAAGUUUCCUAAGUCCGACUUGAGUAACAUAAAAUCUAAAGUUGUGACAAGGCCUUCGCGUCCAAUGGCAGCCCCAGGCCCUGCUUUGCAACACAAACCAUCACCAGUUAAUGUAACUAAUAAACACACUGAAGCACGUAAAGCGGCAACUAUCAGGACUAGUCCUGCCAAGAUAAGGGGCAGCACUGCAGUUGUCUUAACCCCCACUAAAAUGGUCAGUGAUACUCAGACACAAGUGAAUACAGGGGCUGCCAACUUGGGUGUGACAGUGAUACGGUCAUGCGGACAUACUGCUGUGGACGAACAGGGCAAGAGUAGGUGGUCCCCACCGGACCAGACAGCUGCCGGUAAACAUCCUACAGCAGUCCAAUGCAGCAGUGCCAGCUCUGAAACAGAGCAGGCAGCCUCAAGCCAAGUAGCAGACGCCUCAGUACAUCACGCUGGCAACCAGACCUUCUGCUUCUCAUCCUUAGAAAAAUCCCUUGAUAGAAGUGGCCAAACAGAUCCCAAACCAGCUCCAAAGAAGGACAUGUCAGACAAAAUUGAGGUCAGGUCAGGCUCAGCUUCAGGCCAGGACAAGCCUCCUGUCUUUAAAACACGGCCUCGCUGCUCAUCAGAGAGUUCAUCAACAUUAUCAAGGCCACCCAAGGUGAAGAAAACAACAAGGUCCUCAACAAGCUUUAUCAUUCCCAAAGAUGACAGCCACCUGCAGCCGUCCAAACCAGAGAAUCUGAACUGCUCCUCCCAGAAUAAACAGGACGUACAAGCUGAGGCCACAAAGGGACCUGCUGAAAACUCUGCUAGAGCAGUUAAGAAGAUCAGCCUGUUGGCAGAGUCCAGCAAAUCCACAGCAGCAGGAGCCUCAUGGGGUGAGAAUAAGACCAGAUUUCGAGGACGACCAUCUCCUAGACAAACAAGAGGAGCACCACAUUCACAACUUCCAACUGUCAGUCCCAGACCAACCACUCUGUCCACCAGGCAGAGCCAGGGAACCCGGGGCAGGGAUGAAUGCAGGGCCUCCAAACCUGUAGUGACACCCCAGUCCAAGCAGAAGAGCAUUACAGGCACUCAGAGAGCACAGGCAACGGGAGACCCAUCCCUUGGAACUGCCUCAGCAGCAAGUAUUAAGCCCCAGCUGAAUGGAUCCCGACCUCCUCAGAUGUCCACUCGUCCCUAUCUUAUGGGGCCUCCCCCUACUCCCUCCUCUAGACUUCCACGCAAGACCCUGGGGCCAUCCAGGAGCCUCACUGAGGCCAGUGUUCACAGUGAGCUCAGUGAAGGCUCUGGGAGUACACAAGUUUCUGGAGGAACUGCACAUAAACAAACCCCACUGAAAUCUGUUGUGCUGAAGGCAAAGCUCAUCUCAACACCUGGAAAAAACACUGGACAAACUCUGACCACAGCGUGCAAGCCUGCUGCUUCCACCAGUAAAGGAGCUUCAAAUUCUACAGUCAGUUCUCUGAAAAGAACAGUUUCUGCAAGACAUGUUCGUAAAGCUUCAAGUGGACCUGUGGACAAGAACAAACCCAAGGCCAGCUCCCACCAGCAACACCCUCAGCAGCAACCAUCCCGACCAAACCAGAGUCAUGGACCUCCGGAUGUGGUGCCAGCGAGUGUCGCCAAGGGUGAGAGUAAGGACCAGAGCAUCCAGCAGCUCAGAGGACUCCUCGCAGCCAGUAACUGCAGAUUUGAGGCAGUCGCCAUCGUCUUGCAGCAAGUUUUGACUAAGCGCGAUGAAGCCACGAGGCAGUGCAGGGAGCUGUCCCAGGAGCUGGUCAACCUCCGAGGAGAUCUGGCUUGCUCCAUCCAUUCAUCCGAGCGUUUGGAGAAGGAGAAGGAGGAACUGCGUGUUGCUCUGGAGGAUGCGCUGCAGAAACUGCAGGAGCAGCACCAGAAGGACAUGGCUGAGCUGGAGCACAGGCUACAGGCCUUCUAUCAGGCUGAGUGGGACAAGGUCCACCUCACUUACCAGGAGGAGGCUGACAAGUGCAAGACUCUCAUGCAACAGCAAAUGGGAGAGCUUCAAGCCAAUCAUGAAGCCAUGAAGCUGGAACUGCAGAGCGGCCACGAAGAACAGCUGCAGUGUGUUAAACAGCAGUAUGAAAUGUCACUGGAAGAGCUCAGGAAAGUUCACAAUGUGGAGCUGCAGACUUUGGACAAAACUUUGAAAGACGCAGAAUCUUCUCUCUCUGAAAAGAUUCAAGAGCUGACUGUGGAGAACAGUGCCCUAAUAGAGAAGCUAACAGCAGAGGAGAACAGGAGGAAAGAGCUGGCCGAAAAGAGUCAGAAGGACUCCCACACCCUCUAUCUGGAGCAGGAGCUGGAGAGCCUCAAAGUGGUGCUGGAUAUCAAAAACAAACAACUCCACCAGCAGGAGAAGAAGCUGAUGGAGAUCGACAAACUGACGGAGAAGAAUGUGAAGUUGGAUGAAAACCUUAAGAAGGUCCAGCAGGAAAAUGAGGACCUCAAAGCCCGCAUGGAAAGACACGCUGCCUUGUCAAGACAGCUGUCCACAGAGCAGGCCAUGCUGCAGGAGUCUCUUCAGAAGGAGUCCAAGGUGAACAAGCGUUUGUCCAUGGAGAACGAGGAGCUGCUGUGGAAGCUCCACAAUGGAGAGCUGAGUAGCCCCCGCAAGGUGUCCCCCACCUCCACCUCCCCCUCCCCCUCCCACACCUUCAGCCUCCAGUCACCUCGCAGCUCCGGCCUCUUCUCCAGCCCUCCUGUAUCACCCAGAUAACGAUGGGCCCCUGCUUCCAUGAAGCAGACCCUCUGUGCGAGUUAUCCCUCUAGAAUUUGGAGCCAUGUUUGUUUCCUGUUCGCUUAGCAACACAACAGCCUGACCAUGGCUCCUUCAGGGUCGGAUUAACUCUUUCUGUACAGAGACGCUACAGACUGUAAGAAAAAAAAAUUGUUGCACAGAAGCACUUACUAAGCAAGGCCACCUUGUUCUUUGCCUUUCACAUCUGAAACUAUCGAUGACAGAAAAGGAAAAUCUCAGGACUUCUAUGUAAUGAAACACUAUUUUUGUUACUUGUAGUUGUUGGCAGAGGCUUGUCUUUCCUGAAGCUCAGCACACGCACACAUAUAGUACAUGCAGCAAAAAAAAAAAAGAAAAUACACACAUGCAUGCAUAUGUAAA
This is a messenger RNA of Toxotes jaculatrix (banded archerfish), 4891 nucleotides long. RefSeq names its product microtubule associated tumor suppressor 1a (gene mtus1a). Gene Ontology annotation, molecular function: microtubule binding. The transcript has 15 exons. NCBI's taxonomy places the organism in Eukaryota, Metazoa, Chordata, Actinopteri, Toxotidae. The coding region runs from base 551 to 4489 and encodes 1312 amino acids. Gene Ontology annotation, cellular component: nucleus; cytoplasm. The record is from RefSeq and is a predicted model, not a curated record.